Molecule: messenger RNA, 9987 nt
Organism: Oreochromis aureus
Lineage: Eukaryota; Metazoa; Chordata; Actinopteri; Cichliformes; Cichlidae
Gene: pak4
Product: p21 protein (Cdc42/Rac)-activated kinase 4
Exons: 11
Coding region: 416-2383 (655 amino acids)
Biological process (GO): protein phosphorylation
Molecular function (GO): protein serine/threonine kinase activity; ATP binding
Source: RefSeq, a predicted model, not a curated record
AAAAGUGAGACUGAGAUGGUAAAAGAGAGUAGUGUGAAUUGCAUUAAUAAAUAAUACGUGCACUACAAAUGUAAGCAACAGCUGGGAGGAAGGUACAGUAUUAGUCUACCGGUGGGCGGUAAUGUUUACCAACCACAAAGAAGAAGAAAAAAAAGCCGAAGAAGAGUCGUCUCCCGGUAGCCCGUUGCUAACUCGGUUUCCAUGGAGAUUGGUUUCAGUUUCCCGGAUGUUCCAGUUUCCUCUGUUCAACAUGGCGUCGGGAAAGUAAGACUUCGGCUAAUAUCACACAGUUUGCCCUGAAGUUAGUCCGCUCCCGCCCUUCUGAUUUUUGGAAAGUUUCCAAGUACGUCGCGGGGUCGGCAGAAAAAGUUUUCCUGGGACAUCCCUGGUCUGAUGCUCGGCCACAGCUGCCAUCAUGUUUGCCAAAAAGAAGAAGUCUCGUAUCCAGAUCUCAGCUCCGUCCAACUUUGAGCACCGUGUGCACACGGACUUUGAUGAGCAGGAGCAGAAGUUUGUCGGGCUGCCGCGGCAAUGGCAGUCACUCAUCGAAGACACGGCGCAGAGGCCCAAACCCUUUAUUGACGCGACCAUCAUCACUACUGUAGAACCGCGAAAGACCAUCGUACGCGGCAGCAGGAUGGGAACAGAGUCUCUAACAUGGCUGCUGGAUGAGUUCGACACCAUGUCCGUGACUCGCUCCAACUCCCUGCGGCGAGGGAGUCCUCCCACGCACCCUCGCAGGGACUCGAGCUCUUCAGGAGGAGGUGGAGGGCAGGAGAACGGAGAUCCUCAAUACAGACACUACUCAGACAGACAAGACAGAGACCGACCCAGACAAGACCAGCAGAGCGGAGGUGACCCCCGCCACCAGGGUCAGCGUGGGGUCCGUCCUCCUCAGACAGAUGAGGUGAUCCAGGGCCGCCCCCAACAGCAGCCCCGAGGCCAAGAGCCCAGCAGAGCCCAGAGGGACAGACAAGCCCCCCCUCCUCCCCCUCACAGAGACAGACAGCCUCGGGACAGAGACCAGCGGGAUCAGCCUGGUGACCAUAGGCCAAAGUCCAGCUACGUGGCACGGGACGGCAGUCCUCAGUCUCCCAGGGACAAGAGGCCUCUCUCAGGACCCAACAUACGCACCCCAAAUCUGCCAAUGUCUGAGGGAGUGAUGAAAACUGCUCAACAAGCCACACGGCCGUUUAACACAUACCCGCGGACAGAGAGCGAUGGCGGACGCAGCCCCACAGGACAGGUGGGUCGACACCAUGAGUCCUCACCUCAGAACGGCCCCUCUAGCGGCUCCGUCCGAGGUUCCUCUGGCUCAAAGCCCCCUAUAAGCCACCCACACCCUCAUCACUCUUCCCACCCCAUCCUGGCCCCUGAGUCCUCCCAGCUCCCGCACACCCCUCACCCCAACGUUCCAGCCCCACGACCCCCGGUACCGUCUGGGCCCGCUGCAUCGGGUGCUCCUCCUCAGGGCCGCUCACCACAGAGGGAACCCCAGAGAGUUUCCCAUGAGCAGUUCAGAGCGGCGCUGCAGAUGGUGGUCGAUCCGGGCGAUCCGCGGACCUACUUGGAUCACUACAUUAAGAUUGGUGAGGGCUCCACAGGGAUUGUGUGUAUUGCUACGAUGAAAAACACAGGAAAACUGGUCGCCGUGAAGAAGAUGGACCUGAGGAAACAACAGCGCAGAGAACUCCUCUUCAAUGAGGUGGUGAUCAUGCGGGACUAUCACCAUGAGAACGUGGUGGAGAUGUAUAACAGCUACCUGGUGGGAGAUGAGCUCUGGGUCGUCAUGGAGUUCAUGGAGGGAGGAGCGCUCACUGACAUCGUGACACACACAAGGAUGAAUGAGGAGCAGAUCGCCACAGUGUGUCUGUCUGUCCUGAAGGCGUUGUCUGUCCUUCACACACAGGGUGUGAUUCAUAGAGACAUAAAGAGCGACUCCAUCCUCCUCACUCAUGAUGGACGGGUGAAGCUGUCCGACUUUGGUUUCUGUGCACAGGUGUCUAAGGAAGUGCAGAGAAGGAAGUCUCUGGUUGGAACUCCAUACUGGAUGGCACCAGAGCUCAUAUCCAGAUUACCUUACGGACCAGAGGUGGAUAUCUGGUCUCUGGGUAUCAUGGUCAUAGAGAUGGUGGAUGGGGAGCCACCGUACUUCAAUGAGCCGCCACUCAAAGCCAUGAAAAUGAUUCGAGACAACCUGCCACCCAAACUGAAGAAUCUGCACAAGGUCUCUCCUCUGCUCAAAAGCUUCCUGGACCGGAUGUUAGUGCGAGACCCGGCUCAGAGGGCCACCGCCAGCGAGCUUCUCAAGCACCCGUUCCUGUCGAAGGGGGGGCCGCCGUCCUGCAUCGUGCCUUUGAUGCGGCAGAACAGGAUGAAGUGAGAUAAUACGCGCCACUAAGACGCCUGGACUCUGGAGAUGGUGUUACAGGAUACUCCUGCACACACAGGAGUGACCCUCGGAGGUCACAGACAGGAGACGUGAAAACAGGGUGUGCAGGAGUAUCCUCUGUGAGUCACUGAACUGCGAGAGUGAAUUCCCUAAAACAAACAGAGGCAGUAAAGUGGAGUGUGUGUGUGUGUUUCAUACUUGUGUGUGAGCAGCAGAGCAGCCUCCUGUAAACACUUUUACCUGAAGAGCCUCACCUGGAAAGAUUAAGAACUGUGGAUCUUUUGUUUUUCUCCUAUCUGUGGACCUUACCUGGAUUUGAGGUGUGAAGGUGAGGUUUUGCACACCAGUCUGAUGCUUUGAAGGAGCUGAGAGCCCAUUGGCUGAUUUUUAACAUCACUAUAGGACAAUCUGUAAGCCGAUUUUCUUUCUUUCGUUUUUUUUUUCCCUGCGUUCGGAGACUGUCCUCAUCACAGCCAGAACUUACUACUGAGAGAGGAAAUCUUGUGGCUCCGACUUUAUUCUGUAGCCUUAAAAACACUAAUUUCCUGUCGUAAACAAGCAAGCGUACACUAAGUGAAAAAGUAAACACUGGAGUCGUGGUUUCAGAUGAAUUUUCUUCUUCUUUUCUCCUGAAGUACAAUGAACAUAGAGAGCUAUAUCACUUGUGAUGUUAUACUAUCUCUGUUUUGUGAUUGUUUUAUUGUUAUUGUAAAGUGUUUCCUGGUUUAUUUUAGAGUGAGAUGUGAUAAUUGUUUUUCUUAAGCACUGUUGACGAGAGAUAGAAGCUGCACUCCCAGUUUUAUUUUGUUUUUUAGAUAAAGACCACAUACAGCACACACACACAGCCUCUUAAACCUGGGUCUGAGUCACCCCCUGGGUUUGGUUGAUUUUCACUCGUGUUUUUAGAACAGUAGGGUUUAAACACUCAACGCUCACUCGACAAACUAGAAAACGAGCCUGAGCUGCUGAGCUGAGUUUUUAUUCUGUGAUCGUUUGACGUUUUUGUUAGAAGUUUCCAGCUGCUGACAUUGUUCCUCUGCUUGUUUCGUGUUUGAUUGCCCUCCUGCGAGUCCACUCUGAAAUAAGAUAACACCAGGUCUCUGUCACCCAGAGGCUUUUAUUUAUAGGACCAUGUUAACACUAUUCCACCUCACAAACAGAAGUGUCAGCCAUGAUUAAGAAAAGCAGCUUUGUUGUCGAUGAGCUGUGCUGCUCACACUCCAGUGGACAGUGUCUGUUGGAGCUUUAACACUCGUGUGAAAAUCAGCUUCCAGCUGCUAAUAAUGUAGAGAUGUUUAAAAGCUAAAGAAAGCACAAGACCUGAGGCACAGAUUUACCCUUUAAGGACAGGUCACCAAAAUCAGGCUUGUUCAUUUUUUCCUCAUUAAAGCCUUUGCUUUAAUAUAAUUCAACUAAAUGGUUAUUAAAGUGCUGAAAAAUACGUCUGCAGAGCUUGCCAUCAUUGUAACCGGUUACUCAAACGAACGGUUUGUUUCAUGGGGGAACUAUUUUUUUUUUUUUCAAGUGAAAAGAAGCAUGUAGCCUGCUAUCAUUAGAGAUCAGCCGAGAGGGAGGACAUUAAUGUUGUGGUGCAGCGUCUGUUUAUUCAGCUCUUUGGCUGCACAAAGAGAGGAACUGUGCAAAUUCAACCAGCACAGAUGCUUUAGAGUGUCUGCGGUCCUCCAAAAUGCCAACAGGGUUGGGUCAGAUGCUGAUUGGUUAAUAAUCUGGCUCAGCAAGAGAAAAGAACAGCAAUAAGCUCAUUGCAAAGAGGAAGAAAUGCAACCAAAAGAAACUGGCUAAAGUGGAAAGUUUUCAUUCAUUUUAACACUCGGUUUAGCUACAGAGAAGAAAGAGAAGCCCGGUGUGUAUUUUGACUUCUGUCCCCUAAAAACAGUCAGCUGCUGGACCAACAACAGCACAGAGUUGACCAUAUUUUUUGGCACCACUUUGGUGACAGUACAAGUUUCAAUAUGUAAAUGUGGACCUGGAAGCUCUGCUGGUGCACAACCAUUAGCCUCUCGACACGGGCCGCUUACACUUCCUUCUGGAGAAUGAUACGCUUUCAGAUGUGGUUUGGUUGAGAAAAAAUAGUUCCUGCAUGAAAAUUCUUGAUUUUUGUAUAAGGGCACUUCUGCUGAGCUUAUCGUGCUUUCAGGACUAUUUCGUUCCACAGUUUUGUAGAUCCAUGUUCUCCAAACCUGCGCAACUCGCACCAAAACAAUCUAAAUGGGUAAAGAGCGCUGAUGGGUAGAAGACGAAUAUGGAAAUGUGAUCUUUUUUUUUUCCGGCCUGCCCUUCCUCUUUUAAUUUUCUUGCAGCUCAUAGAAAUCAUAACUGUUACCAAAUGAUGAUGACUCAAGUCUCAAAUUCCUCCUUAGAUGGCUGAAAUCGACUGACAGUAUCACAGUUCGCUAAAAAUAAACUAAAACCUAAAUUUGAAAAAAAAUAGAAGAGAUCUCUUCAGUUUCAGUCAAAUAUCUUAAGUAAUCCGAGGAUUGGGCUGUCUACACGACCACAUUAUAGCACUCAAACAUGCAGACCCACUCAGGAAACUGAUUUUAAACGAAGAAUUUUUAAAUAAAUAAAGAUAUAAACUUAUAAAUGAAAACUACUUAUAAUAGUUCAGUUUGAUUUUUUUGUUUUUUUUAUGCUUCUGCCCUGACGAUCCUAAGACCGGAAAACAGAAGUCCUUCCAUGAAAACUUAGUCCGUUCUUCCCACCUGACCCGCUCAGAAUCAGCUGAUUUUUUUCAUGUACAAUAACUUUAGUAUAUUUCAUGAAGCCGCGCAUAAUUUUGCCUUCAUGCUGUGAAAACUUUUUGGUCACGGACCAUCAAGAGUACAAAACUUUGCACUUUUAAUGAACAGCAAGCCUCCAUUAGGGGCUGUAACUCUGAAGGUAUGAAGGUAAAAUGUUGCACAGCUUCAUUCCAUAAACUGAAGCUGGUGUACAAAAAGCAGUCAGCUGAUUCUGAGGGGGUCAGGCUGGGCACAGUUUCAGACUUAACUACCCGUCUGAGAUCUGUGCAGUGUGUGGCUGUGAGCAGUCGUUCUUAGAACGAUGGAAGGAAAGCUGUUUCUGCUGUGAUCCAGCGCCCUGCAGGGAGACGGAGAUAAACAACCUGCAGACGCAUUCCUAUCUCAGGCUGUUUCCAUUCCUUCUUUGUCUUCCAGUUCAGCCUCCACAUCCGACCAGAACUCGGUCAGGUGGCUUUUUAUAAACUGCCAACCCAGAAUACUUCCAAUCGAUGGACACAGGGAAACAUGUAGCACACUUACAGGUGCCUUCUGCUUUUUGGAAACACACCUGAAGGUGUAUGAUUGGGUGGCCUUUGGCACAUUUACUGUACUUGACAUAAAUGUAUUGUUAACCAUGCUGACACAGCAGCUGUCUAACUGGCGUAUUUGAAGCUUUGUACAAAGAGCAGCAGCACAGAGUAGAAGCACAUCAAAGCAGGAAGUAGGUUUUAGUUCAAGCUCAUUGUUUCCUAACAUUGUUUAUCAUUUCUGCAAGGCACAGCUAGCUGCGGUUUGAAGAUGGUUAAAAUGACACCCUCUUUUCCAGUUGCACAGGACUGCUGGAGUAUUUUGCAAGUCCAAAAUAACACUUUUUUUUUUUAUCGCAGGGUGCAGUUCAUCCUCCAUCUGAGAAGAGCUGUUUUAGCUCCACCCCCUUUAACCCAACUAACUUCUGAUUAAGAAUCAUUUUUGACCCAUCCAUUUCAUUCACUUUCCAGCUCAGUGCUCGACGCUGUCCCACUUUAAUAGGGUGAGAAACAGGGAACAGAUGUGACAGUUUGGAUGACUAUUUGACUGGUCAGUGAAAAAAUUGUUUUAAAUUAUUCACACCUUCCCUUUUUUAGCGAUAGACUGUAUAUAAAAGAUGUCUGACUGUGCAUAAACUGGAUAAUCAGCAUCUGACUCUAAUAAUGAAAUAUUUACAAAAAAGACCUCUAUACAGCCAGAGUAGCUGCCCCCUUCUGGACAUUUAGAAGAACACAGGUGUAAAGCUUUGUUUUUGACACUGGAUUGCUUCUGUGGUUUUUAUCAGACGUGAUAUCAGUGAGCCUUUACUCUGUUUGCCAAUAACAAAAAUAAAAGAAGACAACCUGCUCCUGGCGUCCAGGCAACAGACCGGUAGGGCCUCCGCACUGACGCUGACGUGUCCAACUCCUUAACGAGGUCCAGUGUAACUGGUCUCUGUGUUUUGGGUCAGGGAGCGAUCUUUGACAAACCCCAGCUUUAAAAAAACAACAGCUUACACAACGCUAGUCAUUUUCCUUUGGUUGGAGGCCAAAACAUGUUUGGAAGCAGCUGCUCGAUAUUUGAAACUUUGGCCUUGUUUUCAGGGAUUUUUCCAGUCUUAAAACGAGCCUUUAUGCACGUGAGAACAUGUCAACAGGGUCUGUGUUACCUUCACUGGUAGAAAUGUGUGAUUUCAGCUUACUUCAGACCAUUUCAUAAACAAAAACAGUACGCCUGUGUUAAUGACACCCUGGUUUUCUUUGGCACAGGCUAAAAGCUGGAAUUUCUGCAGGUUUAAUAUCCACUGCCCUGACAGCAGAGAUGUGGUAGUAUAUAAGGAAAAGCAGAACCAGAACCAUUUUAAUGAUGCAGGCUGAAGGAUUUCUCACUGAGAGCAGCAUCACCCUGCACAGUUUCACAGUUUUUCUUCUGUGGUCACAUUAAAGACGCAGACUCCAUUAGGCGGCACCUCAACCUCGGGGAAAAGCUUUCUUUCAGCUGCUUUAACCUCUAAUCAUGUAAUAAUGUGUUGACUUUUUAGCUUCGGGAGCUCAGCACUGAAGUGCCCAUGCCUUCCGGCUGUUUUUCAUAAAAGUGGAGGUGGAAAAAAAUAAUUUCCACCCCAUGAAAACGUGCGUUACGAUAUUUUCCAUGCCCGGGUUUCAUCUGCAUGUUUUUGUGCCACCACAGGAUGAACGUAGGUUAAUUGUAAACCUCGUCCCUGCCGCUCUUUUUUUUUUUUCUUUCUUCCUCUUCAGAAGCAUCCGCUCAGUUGAAACGUCUCGCAGGCGUUUUGUACUUUGUCUUCUUGGCAGCUUCCCAGACUGUAAAUUAUCAUCUGGAUGUGUUCUGUGGUGAAAAAUGGAGCAGGCCGGUAAUGAGUCACCGAGCGCGAAAGGCGAAUGAAAUGUCGGACUGGAUGACAAUCUUUAUUUAGUGAUUGAAACACUCUGAACUUUGCUGUUCUCUGUUUUGUGUCUCAGUUUUGAUUAUCGAUCCCAGAUUAGCCUCUAAAUUCAUCUUUAAAGUGAACCUUUUCACACUGAUUAACAUGAAGACUGGCCUCCUGCUAAUGCUGCUGAUUCUUGUUGGGUUUUUAUUGGCUGUGUUUCCUGCUGAACUUUGUUAAUCUGUUAUAAGUUGCUGGUUAAAAUGACUGGAUCAUACUGGGGCCACUGGAAAAGCAGAAUGAGAGUCCAACUCUUGUUUGUUUGUUUUGAAGCCACAUCAGCCACACCAUUAAAACCACUUAAACCUUGUCACUAAUGUGGGCAGCUCUGGUCUGUCUGGAGUAGGACUGCAUGUGUGGCAGCAGUUCUUUGGGGUCUCUGUGGAUCAGGCACCGGCCUUUUAACACAUCAGAAGGUCAUGGGUUCAAACCCUGGCCAUUUGCUUCCUCUUCCAGUGCCUCCUCAGGCUUUCUCUGGAAGAACAGUGUAGGCUAUCAUCUUCCGCAUAGAGACAGGGGAGGACAUCCAGGAGGCUUCCCCAGCAUGAGAGCCUCGUUCACCUGUUCAGCCAAAGCCCGUGACCCAGCAUGGAUCAGCUGAACUACAAAAGCUGUACAAGGUCGUGGCUUCUGCCCUCAUUUCUCCUUCUCCUUCUUCAUAACUCAAUUUCCUUCGGGGUCAACCUUCAGGAUCAAUAAAGUUUUAUUGAAUUGAAUUGAAUUGAACUCCACCAGUCUGUUUUAUCUGUGUAAAAUGUCUCACCUGCCUGUCCUCCACGCUUCAUCGUGCCCUUCACACACUUUCAUCAACAAUAAAAAAGGAGAAUAAAAAACUGAAAAACAAAAGCAGCAGUCAGAAUCGCUCUCGUUUCCUCUCGUUUUGAGAUGAUGGAUGAGUUGCUGCUCCACACGUGCACUCCUUCCAGCGAGUGCAGGCGGCGACAUCAGUGAGGAAGAUUAAAUGUAAAUAUUAAUUUAAAAAUAUUGAUUAAAUGAAUUGGUGCAAAAACAAGAUUCUCCCAACACUGAGAAACGUGUUUGUUUAACACAACCAAAAGAAAUGUUUUAGCUCAACAGGAAGUCUGUGUCCAGCUGUGAGAAACCGCAGCUGUCGGGGAGCGCUGGCAGGAGUACAACGUGUUCAGGUCACCUGUGAGAGGUUUGAGUGUUGUGGCUCAUUGAAACCGUUAAUCUAGAUUUGCUUUAGUUUGUGCUUUCCGGUUUAAUCGGUCACUUCACUGCCCUCAAACCUGCGAUGCACAGAGAAACUGGCACACACGAGACCAACGGCUUCGGUCUCGUAAUUUUUAACUUUGUUCUGCAAAUGUUUCACGUGUUUUUCUUGCAGUGGAAAAGUUUUGGCACGUCUGGUUCGUGAGUCGAACAGAACAUGUCCACGAUGAAGGUCUAAUAUGAAACAUUGCAAGUAAAAUAAAUAUAUUUUUGGAUGUUAAUGCGCAGGAGUCUGUUCAUAGCUGUUUUUAAGUUUUCUUUCUGUUGUGUGUGGAGUUUUUGUUUUUGUUUUUUUUAUUUUAAUUGUUCCAAACAGCGGCCCUGAUCCCGGGUCAGAUCGAGUCCCUUUUAGUCUGGUGACAGUUUUUUGUCAUGUUGUAAAGACACUCUGUUUUUUGUAUCAGCCCUGUUUGAUCAGCUGUCCUUUAUCAAUGUGAAUCUUGUUUAUCUGGUGUGCCAGAUGUUUAAGUAGCCGUAGCUACGUGUCCGUGGACCAGAUUGUACUGCUGUGUGUGCAGACGCGUCACGAUUUCAUGCCUUAACAUUCACAGUCACUACUUGACAGACGAUUAACUGACUCUGACGCUGGGACUGCCGGUGACGGGGAGAAGGACACUUCCAUGAUGCUUUAUCCUCUUCUCAUCUCACAUAUCUGAGGGGUCUUCAUCAUUUAAACAUGCUUAAAGUGACAGCUCUCACUGACAUUCCUCACAGACAUCUGAUUGAUUGAUGGGGGCAGAGAAGAGGUCCAGUCCAAAAGGAUUUUUUUUUCAGGAAGCAGGGCUGCUAACUUUCAUUUGUCCUACAGAUCUGUCAGAGGCGUCCUGUGGAUCGUUUUGUUAACUGGGUUCAGGGUUUAGUGCCUUUCUUUGAGGCAUCGUUUUUAAAAGUUUUCCUGCUUCUUGGGAAAACUCCUGCAGGACCUCCCUCUGGUUUCCACAGCGAACGAGUAACUGACUGGAAUAAAACACGUGAAGGGGAAACAAAUGGACUGUUCAGAUUUCCACUGACUUGUUGAAUAUCUGAUUUUGUUGAUGUGUUGUUUUGUCAGACAUGCGAGCGACUACCUGCACCGACUCGUUUCUGUAAAUGUCACUGGUGUUGUAAAAACAUAGAUUUUACUCUGCAAAUUUUACUUUUUUGCAAAUACAGUUUUUGUAAAGAUC